Messenger RNA from Chenopodium quinoa (quinoa), 961 nucleotides. RefSeq names its product caltractin-like. Gene Ontology annotation, molecular function: calcium ion binding. The record is from RefSeq and is a predicted model, not a curated record. Lineage: Eukaryota; Viridiplantae; Streptophyta; Magnoliopsida; Caryophyllales; Amaranthaceae. Gene Ontology annotation, biological process: mitotic cell cycle; centriole replication. Gene Ontology annotation, cellular component: centriole; centrosome. Bases 146 to 649 code for a protein of 167 amino acids. The transcript has 7 exons.
UAAUUCCACAACUCCCUUCUUUCGAAUUCAUAAUCUUUUGUCAAGAAAGUGAGAAACGUCAAGAAAAGACUGCUUACAAAGUUACAAUCAAUCUUUCUUCCAUUCUACUCACUCUCUCACAAGAUCUCUUAGCAAUUUCAUCACAAUGUCAAGUGCUAGAACAGUGAGGAAAGACAAGCCACGUGGGCGUCAUCAUGGUCUCACUCAACAAAAGAGGCAAGAGAUUAAGGAAGCUUUUGAUCUGUUUGACACUGAUGGCUCAGGGAAUAUUGAUGCUAAGGAGUUGAAUGUUGCUAUGAGGGCUCUGGGUUUUGAGAUGACUGAAGAGCAAAUCAAUCAAAUGAUUGCGGAUGUUGAUAAGGAUGGAAGUGGUGCCAUCGAUUUUGAUGAAUUUUGUCACAUGAUGACUGCUAAAAUGGGAGAAAGAGACACUAAGGAAGAAUUAAUGAAAGCGUUCCGUAUAAUCGACCAAGACAACAAUGGAAAGAUUUCUCCUGAAGAUAUUCAACGUGUUGCAAAGGAAUUGGGUGAAAACUUCACUGUGAAGGAUAUCCAAGAUAUGGUUGAAGAAGCAGACCGAGACCGUGAUGGCGAGGUCAAUGUUGAGGAGUUUUUGAGAAUGAUGAAGAGAACGUCAUUUGCAUAUUGAAAUUGAACCUUGAUUAGCACUGCACCGUGUUUUACUAGAAGCUGCCCCUACUGCUGUAUUUGAAGUGUACAUGUCGAAUGCUAAUGCUGAGCGUUGCAUUUGCUUGGUCUGGCUAUUUUCCUUUGAAGAGUGGGGGAUUGCUAAUGUGUGUUUUAUGGGCUAAUGCUGUUUUAUCUUUUUCCAUAUAAAUUAUUUGUAGCGAAAACUGAUGUGAAUUUGAUAUUUCUGUAGAAGUAAUGUUAAUGCUGAAAAUUGUGGCUUUUGUAUCAAAAUUUUCUCAUUCCUACGACGGAGUCCUACCUUUAUUGGUCA